Messenger RNA from Neocloeon triangulifer, 1092 nucleotides. RefSeq names its product cytochrome c oxidase assembly factor 8 (gene Coa8). The coding region runs from base 191 to 709 and encodes 172 amino acids. The record is from RefSeq and is a predicted model, not a curated record. The transcript is spliced from 3 exons. Gene Ontology annotation, biological process: intrinsic apoptotic signaling pathway. Gene Ontology annotation, cellular component: mitochondrion. NCBI's taxonomy places the organism in Eukaryota, Metazoa, Arthropoda, Insecta, Ephemeroptera, Baetidae.
CAGCUCCCAUUUGAUUACAUUGUACCAGUUUAACAUUGCGGGUAUGGGGGGGCUCCGCCUUUCUUCGUAUCCCAUGGUUCUACAAUCCCUACAGAGAACUUGAUCGUGAGUAAAUUUUUAUGCUGAGCUGAGACACAAAAAAUACAACAUUAAGCUUUUCCCUCAUUUCAUCUGAACUUUUCAACAAAAAAUGAUGUUGUCAAUAACACGGUUAAGGAGUUGUGUGACACUUCAACAUUCGUCCAGACUUCUAACAACAAGCCAAAAUUCGCCUAACCAAAAUGAAAAUGAGAGUGGUUUUGUCAUUCAGCCCGUUGGAGAAAAAGACAUGGUUGGUCCACCAGACAAGGUUUCCAACAUUAGACCAGUUAUUUUCCACGUUCCUGUCAACGAGUCCGUCGCUGAAAAGGAGUAUAGACAAAAAAGACAAGAGGUUUUGCAGUGGAACCAGGAAUUCUGGACCAAACACAACUUGCGGUUUAUCAAAGAACGAGAAGAGUUUGUGAAAAUUCAGCAGCAAAGGAAAGGAAAUAACGAGACACUGUGUGCGGACGAGAUGUCGAUUUUUUACAAGAGGUUCCUCGACGAAAACUGGCAAGUACAUGUGAAAUACAAUGGAGAUUGGUACAAGAAAAACAUCGGGUUGAUGCUUCAGUCUUUCAAAAUACAAAUUUUGAAAUCAUUAGGAAGACUCAAUGGAAAAUCUUAAUUAUCUAGCAAUAAAUUCACUACAAUCUAGUCAUAUUUCGAACAAAAACUGUCUUUAAUGAAAACUAUGAAAUUCACACUUUCUGUCCCUGUGUCAGUGCAAAAUAUUUUCCCCUCAGGGCUCUCAGUUCUUCGUGGGUCCCAACUUCAGCGACCUUUCCUUGAUGUAUCAGUGCAAUGCAGUCCGCGUUUUUUAUAGUCGUCAGUCUGUGCGCCACCACAAUGCAAGUCCUGCCCUGCCUCGCCUUGUCCAGAGCAUCUUGCACCACCUGAAAGAUUGAUUAUUAAUUUUUAUUUUUAUUGGCUUAAAAUUGUGGAAUAAAUUAUUUCAAACCUUCUCACUCUCUGUGUCCAGAGCUGAGGUGGCCUCAUCUAGGAGCAAAA